Messenger RNA from Coregonus clupeaformis (lake whitefish), 1203 nucleotides. RefSeq names its product CD5 antigen-like. The record is from RefSeq and is a predicted model, not a curated record. NCBI's taxonomy places the organism in Eukaryota, Metazoa, Chordata, Actinopteri, Salmoniformes, Salmonidae. The transcript has 6 exons. The coding region runs from base 1 to 1203 and encodes 400 amino acids. Gene Ontology annotation, cellular component: membrane.
AUGAGAGUGGCUAAGGUUGUGUGUAGAGAGCUGGGCUGUGGGAAUGUUGUAGCUGCAUCUACAGGACCUCUGGUUGAAGAUGGAAGAGGAGGAGUCACAGUAUGGAGAUGCAGUGGAGAUGAGUCUACUAUUAGAGAGUGUGGAGUAGGACCUACUGACUGUAAUGGUAGAUAUUCUCUUCAUGUGAUCUGUUCAGAGUCUGUGCAGCUUGUGGAUGGAGCUGGCUUCUGCUCUGGGAGACUGGAGGUGAAGUCCAAUCAGUCCUGGGCCUCAGUGUGUGAAGCUGACUUUGACCAGCAGGAUGCAGAGGUAGUCUGUGGGGAGCUUGGCUGUGGGGCUCCUGCAGCUCUACAGGGGGGGCUCUAUGGAGAAGGUGAGGGUCAGACCUGGGAUAAAGAGUUCCAGUGUAAAGGCAAUGAGUCCCUUCUCCUGGACUGUGACACCUCAGACAGAAAAAACAACACCUGCCUACCUGGUAAUGCUGUUGGACUCACCUGCUCAGAGCCUGAUGAUGUGAGGCUGGUGGGAGGAGGCAGUCGCUGUGCUGGUGGAGUGGAGUGGUACUACCAGGGAGAGUGGAGGACUGUGGGAGCUGUAGACAGGAUCAAGGAGGCUGUAGCUGCAGUAGUGUGUAGACAGCUGGGUUGUGGCUCCACUGUUUCAGUUCUACCUGGAAACACCACUAGAGUGUUUGGUGUUGAAUGUUCUGGGUCUGAGCCUUCACUGAGGGAGUGUAGGAGAAUAAAUUAUCUCCUUCCUGGAUUCACAGUGAUCUGCUCAGAUCUCCUGGUCCAGCCUGAUAUCUUCCUGACUGACUCAAUGGGAGGGGUCUCCAGGGGCCACCAGGGGCCCGAAGUGUUUAGGGGCUACAACUUCACCAUCACCUGCUCCACUCAGCCACAGUACCCAGGAGGCUCCUUCCUCCUCACGUUCACCGGCUCCAACAGAACCCAGACCCAGCCAGCUGUCAAUCACUCUGCUGCCUUCCUCUUCCCUGCUGCAGAUGACUCCCACCAAGGGAACUACAGCUGUGUUUAUGACAAUUAUGUUUUCUCUCAUAACUUCUCCUCUGAGUGUGAGCUCCUCUCCCUCACCGUCACAGCCUCUCCUCUGCCAGCCUUCAUCAUCAGACACGUUGUAGUGCUGCUGAUCCUACUGACAGCCAUCACCACCUUCUACCUGUACUACAAGAUGUGUGAUUAA